Messenger RNA from Carassius auratus (goldfish), 6444 nucleotides. Its product is annotated as CXADR-like membrane protein. Lineage: Eukaryota; Metazoa; Chordata; Actinopteri; Cypriniformes; Cyprinidae. The transcript has 7 exons. Gene Ontology annotation, cellular component: membrane; cell surface; cytoplasmic microtubule. The record is from RefSeq and is a predicted model, not a curated record. Bases 338 to 1495 code for a protein of 385 amino acids.
GAGGGAGGGAGGGAGGGAUGGAGGGAGAGGACACCGCGCAACGGCAACCUGAGACGCGCGUCCUCCGUCAGAGCGAACGGGAACUUUGAUGGUUUGACGGUGAAACCUAUGGAAACGUGGAGAUGAUGUUCCAGUCCUUUAUGAUGGAUUCGUCUUUCAGCGUGUCCAGAUAUGUUGUCCUUGUGCUCGUCUCCUAAUAGACUGCUGAUCCAUUUUUCUUCUCAAAUAGCUUUUGUGAUUGAACACUUGAGUCCGCGUGAAGAACGGUGAAGGAAACGGGGCGCAUUGUUUGAAUUUUCAUUAUCAUAAAGGACUUCCAGUUCAUACAGGAUUCGUGAUGUCUGCAGCAUACCGCUCCUUGUUCCUUUUACUGUUGAGUUUGCUCUCGGCCGGGGCUCAGACCGAGAUGAAGCGGGUUGUUGGGGACAAUGCCACAUUGCCUUGUCAUCACCAGUUCUGGCAGUCGAAUGGGCAAACACUGGACAUAGAAUGGCUCCUGCAGAAACCCAACAUCAAACAGCGCGUGAUCAUUACAUUCUUCAACAACGAGGUCUACACUAACGACAACCAUGCCAGUCGUCUGUCCUUUGCGGGCGACUACCUGAACGGAGACGCCUCUCUCCUGAUCAGCGACCUGCAGCUGACCGACUCUGGAGAAUACCACUGUAAGGUCAAGACUGGCGGCAAAUACCACUGGAGCCAAGUCAACCUCAUUGUGCUGGUGAAGCCAUCUAAACCCCGCUGCUGGAUGGAAGGCCGGCUUCUGGAGGGCAGUGACGUGAAACUGAGCUGUAAGUCUUCAGAUGGAUCCGACCCUAUUCACUACAAGUGGGAGAGAGUUCUGGAUAAGGGCAAGAGCGUGGGAAAACUGCCUCCCCUCGCACUCAUCGAUCUGAAGAACCCAGAGAUGGUGACCUUGAGGAACUUGACACAGGACAGCUCCGGGGUCUACAAGUGCACCGCCAGCAACGAUGUAGGAGAGGAGAACUGUAUCAUCGAGGUCACAAUGCAAUAUGUGCGGGGCAUGGGUGUGGUGGCUGGUGCUGUGGUUGGCGUUUCAUUCGGCGUUCUGCUCCUCAUUCUCAUCAUCUGGCUGGUCUUCCGCAAAAAAGAAAAGAAGAAAUAUGAGGAGGAGGAGACACCUAAUGAGAUCAGAGAGGAUGCAGAAGCUCCAAAAGCCAAGCUGGUGAAGCCCAACUCCCUCUCCUCAUCUCGCUCUGGCAGCUCCCGCUCUGGUGCUUCCUCAACACAGUCCAUGGUGCACAACAGUGUUCCCCGAAGCCAACGUCCACGGCCACCUGCUGCUGCCGCCCUCAAGGAGAACGGACAACCCCACGGGUUUCCCCAGUCUCCCCCGGCCUACACGCAGGUCGUGCCUAAAACCCCAGAACCACCUGCCACCCCAAAAUUCAAACCCCUCAGUCCUCCAAUGGUCAUGUCUAUCCCAGCAGGCAUCAUUGUCCCUGCUCAAAGCAAGGCCUUUCAGACAGUGUAGAAAGUAAAGGAAACAUGGCCUGGUACGGGUCUCAGUACAAGAAACCCACAGUGACUCUUUCAAAAAUUGCAACUAUGAUUGGAAAAAUAAAAUACACACAAACACACACACAAACAAAACUAUAAAAUAAAAGCAUAAUUUAAAAAAAAUGUAAUCAAUCAUAUAAAAUCUAAAAAGUUGAAUGCAUAUUUACAAGAGAAAAUACACCGUUAUUGCCCCCUUCUGAAGUAUUAAAAGAGCACAGAGGAGGAACUGAAGAAUAUUUUUUUUAUUUUUUUUUAUUAUUAUUCUCAUUCUUUGGUUCGCUCUCCUUCUUUUGAUCUCAUGGCACAGUCUGACUCUUUUUUCACAUUAUCUAUUUUUCUUACUCUUUUUGAGCCCUUGAAGGCUUUGUGGGCGGUGGGGUGGAAAGAUUUCCCCAAGUGCAGUUUAUUUAUUUAUUGCAUCAGAGAGACUAAAGGACCAAGGGCAGGCUGGGUUUAUAAAACAUGAUGACAAGAUGAAGGACCAUCCGACACUGUAGAGAAAUGAAGGAUAUUAUCCAAGAACUUGUUUCUGUUGAAGGCAAGGGGGGGCGGCUCUGGGAAUAUGAACUGUCCAUCCCAUUCCCAUUCAUUUUUCCCAGAAUUCAAUGCAAACAUUGAUCUAGGUUCAGAUAUCAGAAUCAAAGACAAUCUUAUUAAUACCUUAACAAUCCACUAAGAAGAAGUGAUGUGAUUGGAAAAUAUGUUCCCCGAUGGACAUUUCAGCAGAUGGAUGACAUAUCAUUGAUGCAGCGGCACAGAGAGACUAGCAGUUCAGUUAUCAUGUAACACACCAUAGGGCAAAUUCACCUUAGCAUGCAACAUUUCACAAAAAAAAAAAACAACCAAAAAAAAAAACAAUUUUAACUGUAUUUUUUAUGUAAAUUAGGCUAAUAUUAUUUAUUUCAUCAAAAAUAAAUGCUACAAUUUUUUGGCUAUUACUGCACAAAAAUGCAGACGAUAAAUUAAAUUUAGUAAAAAGAGGUUUCAUCUGUUUUCAGUAACAGUAACAGUAAUUUAUCACACAAUGAUUAAAUGAUGAAAGAAGAGCAUUGUAAAUUUUAGUUAGUCCACCUUAGACAUUCUACUAACUAUAAGUAUCUUUGCAACUACAUGUCAACUAGCAGUCAUUAGAGUAUUAGUGACUGUCUUCUAAGAUUUUAUUUUUAACCAACAUUCAACUUACUUUAAGUAACUUUUCAAGUACAUGUCAACUUAUUUUACUAAUCCUAACCUUACAGUCUACUAAUACACUAAUGAGAGUUAGUUAACAUGUAGUUGCCAUGUUACUGUACUUAGUAUAACUUCUGAAGUAUCAAAAUCAAGUGUAACAUUAUAUCCUGAUGUAUCAUGCAGUCAAGAGCACUUUAAUCACUGUUUCAGGUGCCUAGCAUCGCUGUAUGUACAUUCCCAGUAAGGUACGCCAGAUUGCAGUAGUCUGCUGUUUCCUUCACAACCUAGCAUUUAGAACCGACCUGCGGAAUUGUGGCUUGCAAAAUGUAGCAGCCAUAACCUGCUUUGCACAAUUCCAUUUGUGAGUCAACUGCUCUCAACACACUGAUAGGCAUUUUUGCAGUUACAUCUAUGUAUAAACAUGGAGCGUACUGUAUGUCCUUGACAGAAAGUCUGCGGUCUGGUUGCAGAUGUCAUCCUCACUGUUUCAGUUUGUAUUACAUACCGAGAAUGGUAUAUUUGUUACAGCUGUAUUUCCAGUGAUACUGAAACCAAAACCUGACAUGAAUACUAUGAAUGUGUACAAGUCAAAGACAGUUUUUUUUUCUUUUCCAGAAUAUCCAGUGGUACUACAUAAUAGCAUAUGAGGCACAAGUAACGACUCUAAUCUCACAGUACUGUUGGACAAGUAAUUGAAAGGGAAUGCCAUAACAGGGACUUAUGUACAGAAUGUGUGUGUGCAUUUGCGGUACUCUCCUUCUAGUUAGUGUUUGCACCAUGGUACAGUCCCAGGAUUUUCCUAGGACCCUCUAACAGCAGGCUGUCUCAAGACGGCUGGCUCUUUGUGCCAGCCACCCCGCGGCUUCCUCUGCCAAGCGCUGUCAAAACCUUCUCCAUUAGCGGUGUCUCGAAGCCCCUGGGAAAAGACCUUGCUUGGUGCAUUUGUGAAAUUUGAAAUGGACAAGUUGCCUGUUUUGUGUGCCUUCACAGUGAAUUUUUCCCCCGAGAUUGCUUUUGUCCUUGGUUCUUUGCAAUGUACCAGACAAAAAAAAAAAAAGGAAGCCUUGUGUAAAACGGCCCUCAUCAACGGAGGGGGAGAGAGCACUCUGGCACAAAGAGGCAGUCCAAACACAGCCACACGAAUAAUGUACACUCUGUAUUCAUGAUGUUGUUUUAUAUUGUACAUACAGAUAAAUAUAUGCACACAAUAUCCUUUAAGUUAUCGGUUGAAGAUUGGGGUUAUAGGUCAUAAUAAAGAUGUAGAUGAGGUAUUAUGCAUUUUCAGAGAGUAAUAAUUGGUCAUUGUAGCCCUUGACCCGCUCAGCUCCCUUUAAUAAGUAAAAUCAUUUCUUUCUUGAUGGCUACUUGUAUAUCUGCCAUUGAUGGACCUUAAUAUUUAAUAGAGGAUAAGCCAUAAGACGUGAGGAAGCAUGCAUACAAAACUCUUUUUGGGCCAAUUUCAAGUGUAUGUGCCAACCUGGUUGCAGUCUGUAAUGUAGCCGAGUGCUGUAUAUGCCAAUUCGGCGCCUUCUUGUUUCCUUCCCCAGCAACUGUGUUUGAUACCCACCGACACACCUCUUCCCAAGUGUACACACACACUACUUCCCGAGUGUACACAGGGUAACACAACCUCAUAAAUAGAGACACACUCAAGACGCACUCUCCAGAGCCACAUUCUCCACGAGGCGGUGUAGGCAGUGUUGCUAACUGAACUGUUGUCAGUAAGUGUGAUGGAUGGGCUGUCAUGCAGAGUAGGGAGUGAAUAAUGGGAAUUGUAAGGAGAACACGGGGUAAACACCCUACAUUGAUACUCCAAUACCUGAACCUCAGAAAAGAGACUGAAAUGAAACCCAUCCAAUUGGACCUUCACAAUAUGGCUGUUUUUGUGGGCAGUUACUCUACUUGUCCAAGUCUUGAAAUAUUUGCUCUGUUCCAAAUCCUAUUGAGCUGCCUUGCUGUCUACUGCCUAUAUAUGUAGGUGGCUUUACGGUUAGCAUCCUAAUAGAGUGCAAUAGUGCCCAUCCACCUUCAGUGGCCUUGGUUACUGAAGUAUUUUUCUCAUAGCUAGAUUUUUUAAAAGUCUUCAUUUAAGCAUUAUAAGCCAUGAACCACACCAACCAGUUACAAGAAGGAUCACAUAUUAAAAGCCUUGAUUUGAUGCUAAAUUAUAUUUGAUUUCAAUAGAGCUUGGCGUUAAUAUGUUGCUUAGCUAAUGACACACUCUAGUUAUCAUUUUCUGCUCUUUGUCAAACAUCUUGGAUGAAUUUUUUUUUUCUAUUUGAAAUGCAUCAGAUGACUGCAAUUUACAAAAUGUGGCCUUGCUAUCUACUGCCUACACAAAUGAAGAGCCUCGGCAACAUCCUGACUGACAUAUCCUAACUUGUACUGUUCAGUAAGGAACAUAUUAAUGCCAAGAUCUAACAUGAAAGGGUGGGGAUUGUGACUUUAAUACAGAUUCAAAGCUAAAGGUACAUUUGGUACAUUUGGGUUUCAGACUGGUACUGUAAUAAGGCAUGAAAUGCAUAAUACACAAAUAUUGACUCAAAUAGUCUGUUUUAAUUAUAUCAAUAAAGAAAAUUUGGCUCUAACCAAUUUAAUUUAUUUUAUAAUUUUUUUUUAUUUUUAUUAUUAGUGCAAUUCAUUAUGCGAUAACAUUAUAAGAUCCAGGCGAUGCUUGCCAUCAGAAGGUAUAUCAGAACCUUUUGGAACAGCCUUAAAUGCUUUAAAAUAAUACCUACAUAGGCAGCUCUGUAGGUUUUGUAAUAGAACCAUUGUUAUAAGUAUAUUUUGUUCCCUUUUUAAUUUUACGACAUUACAGCACCAAACUAGCCAAAAUUGGCCAGCUUUAUUACAAGGAAAGCUGAUUGAAAGCUUGCCUUCCAGCAGUUCUUUUCUCACAUUCGGGCACUUAAGGUGAUUUUUAUUCCUUCCCCAGCAUCUUCCAGCAAGAAGAACCGGUCUUUUUCCUCAGACAAUUAAUCUUUAGUGGCUAUUAUUUUAACACUGUUAAAGAGCUGGCAUGGGUGUUUAGAAACCAUCAGUGUAUGUACACUCUUCCCUAGAGCCGCCAAAGCAUCUGAAGCUGUGCUCACGUUGCAAGAGGACAUUCAGUUUUAAAUGGGAGCUUAAUCCAGGGAAUGAGUUAAGGUCCAUCUGCGGUGUAUUUGUGAGAAAACACUCUACUUAAAAGACGUACUUGACUGUGUAUGUAGCCUCUAAACGAUCAUUGUUACCCAACUAAAUAAUGUUGGAUGUCUGAAAAGGCUCCUUCGACUCCUCUUAGAAACUGUAGCAGUAUGUGUUACUUCAAGGGGAAUUAUUUUCCAUUGGAAAAGCAAAGGAAUUGCAUGUUAUGGCCUAAAGGUCAGAUAUUGGGAAUGCUUUGCUUCUGUGUUCAUACCUGUAUUCGGCUGAAUAUGUAAGUGUAUAUUUGACCAACAUCCUCUCUGUCUCUUUUCAUUCACUGUGCUUUCCUCUGUUAUCUUGAGGUUUUUUUCUGUUCUUGUUUUGUUUGUGAAUGUGGGAACUAAGGCCUGUAUUUGCCUGAGAGUCCUUGUCUGGUUAGACUGAAGGGAAAAUACUCAUGAUCUUCAUUUCUCUUUGCUGUUGCAGACAUUUUGAGUUUUGUAAACCAGUUUGUUCAUUUUGAAGAAGAUCCAUUCUUGUAAAUAUGUCCCUCUACAAGUAAAAAAAUGUAUAUUUUUACGUACUCUGAGUUAUUAAUACUUCAUUUGCAAAUAAAAUAUUCAACGA